AAAAGCGGGGGGAGAGGGGCUGUACGUGGAGACGGAGCAGCUGCGUGUUCGGGACCUGGUUGUCGGGAGUCAUGAGUGUGCUGGCGGAGCGGCGACGGCGGAGCGAGUUGUACCUGCCCCAGCCGGAGUGCAAACGAAUCUGUAAAAGUUUGGAGACUACUCCACAGGACAUUGUUUGUCACCUACCAAGAAAAAAUCCUAUGGAUUGCUGGGAUAUGGAGCACAAUUUGAAGCAGAAAAGACCUGUGGACUUGUUGAGUCCUCAAAUUAUGAAAGAAAAGCCAAAUUCCAUGAAUUGUGUGUAUGUGCUUGUUAAUGAGAUAUUUCCAGAUAAUGAAACCACAACUACUGCCCAGCCGUGCCCAAGAUGUAUUGCUGGAGAACCGGGGCAUCUUGGCCAUAUUAUGGGUUUCUAGAAGAUCAGAGGACAUGGAUGCUCCUGGAUUGAAUGGCCAGAUUUCUCUGCAUUCCUCCGAAACAUGGUUAUAGAUUGUAGAACAUGAAAGACUUGAUUUUUUUUCUUUAUGUUCUUAGAACAGUCCCAUGAAGGUUGAUUUCCAAAAACAUUUAUGUCUUUAUUUACUGUGUUUCAGAAAUUCACUCUGGACUCACAAUUGGAAGUGGAUAAACUAAAUAGCUAUGGAUUUAUUAGCCGCACUGUUUUCAGUUUCAUCAUUUUACAUUUUGGAUGGAAAAAAAGUGGCCCAUCCUUGAGACAUCUUUCAAAAACUCCAUCUCUGUGUCCAGUGGACCAGUGUUGUAGACACCCAGUAGAUCAAAUAUGGAUCUACUUCCUACUGUCAGCUGUACAGGCUGUUCCUUAGUGGACAGUGGGGAAUUCUACCUGUGCUUGUCAUACUCAUUUACUGAAUUGCAGCCCAAUACUGUGUAUGACAUCACAGUACGCUGUUACUAAUCAAAUGUACAAAUUACCCUAUGAAAAGAGGGGAAAAUGCAUUUUUAAUGUUACCACAAACAUGGCCACUUUCCCAUCACAUCAGAAGAAGGGAAGUAGAAGACCUAUUUAUUUUGCAGGUUCUUGUUUGAUACUGGUGAACAUUAAAAUAUAUUGCAUAUUUGUUUGAGGAAUACUAUAAAUGUCCUUGACAUUGCUGAAAUUAUUUUACAAUACAAUAUUAAAUCAAUCUUUAAAAAGCAAAAGAAAAUCUUGGGCAUGAGUGUUAAUCAUGUUUCAUAUACUUAUUUAUUUUGUAAUUUGUAUUUCACAUGGUAGAGCUUGUUCCAAGCAUUCAAGGUCAUUUGUGGAGCAUACUGCCUCCUGAGAGGCAUUGAGCAGUAAUGAAAUUUCCCAUUCUCACCACCAUUUCACGACCACACAGUGGUUGGAUACAGGACAGCCACUGUUCUGAAGUGGUGGCUUGAUUUCAGUUUAUUUGGUACUCUAAUUAAGUGAUAAGGAAGGAUACAGAGAAGAAAACAGGUCAACAACAUUGCUGCAUUGAUAUGGGAAACAGCUUAAAGCUGAAUUCUGGCUGCAACUAUUCUAGAUAUCAAACAUGUUUAAAUGUAGGACCCAGAAAGAGGCCAGUACUGAGGUCACAGAGAAUCACAUAACUCGUAUCAAAUGGUAAUUCUUGCUGGGAAAGCAGAGCGUUCCCAUCCUACUAUUUCAGCUGUUUAAUAGCAGCCAAAGAUUCGCAACUCGAGUCUCUCACCAUACAGAUACUAUUUGCUGGUAACCUCAGGUGAAUAGGGCACAAAAUAUCCUUAAUAAAAGACCUUAUUUUGUAUGUAUGUGCCAUUGUCAUGACUGAUUUAUGGAGACCCUAGCAAGGGCCUUUCAAGGCAAGUAAGAAGCUGAGGUAGUUUGCCAUACAGAGUUCUCCUUGGUGGUCUCCCUUUUAAGCACUGACUCUGUUUAUCUUUGGAGAUCUGAUGAAAUCAGACUACACCAGUGAUUCCCAAAGUGGGUGUUACCGCCCCCUGGUGGGUGCUGCAGCAAUCCAGGGGGGCGGUGAUGGCCACUGGUAGAAACAUUAAUACAUAUAUCUUUCUGUUUAAUUGCUAUUAAAAUUUAAAAAAAAUUAAUUUCCAGGGGGCGCUAAGUAAUAUUUUUUCUGGAAAGGGGGUGGUAGGCCAAAUAAGUUUGGGAACCACUGGACUACACCAUGGUGCUUUCUCUCCAAUACUACUACUGGUGACUUAAAAAUUGAUCCUUGUGUGCAUCGUCAGUCUUCAUUCACAAACCUUGCUGUUAUAGCUGUCAAGAACUGACUUCCUUAGCACAGUUCUUGUUCUCUUACACAUUGGUUUAGGCUUCACGCCUGCAAGAAAAAAGUUUUCAGUUGGAAAAUAACUGCGUUGUUGCUUGAGGUUCAGCAAGCUAUGACCUUUCGCAAUGGAGAUAAGAACCCAGGUGCUAAGAGGAAGCAGUUUCUAUCCUUCCUUUUAGUCUCCAGGACUGAGAAACAUAGAGUCACGUUCCAUCCAUAGCAAAAUGAAAUUAUAAAUCUGGGCCACGUGGUCUGGGCCACAUGGCUAGUAACAGGGUUAUGUAGUUAGUUGACAUCACCAGAAACAGAUCUGAUUGGUCAAAUAAAUUCAUAUCAACUCAUAGUCUCGGCCCUAAUGUUUAACAGUUUCAGACAAGUUUUGCUUUUGGUGCCUUAUUCAUGGCUCCUUGAUCCAACCUUGGACUUUUUGAUUCCAUACCUGCUUUAUGAGCUAGAAAUGCUGUCUGCUCUUGCUGACUCUCAGAAAGAGUGGACUUUGAAUGCUGGAGGAUUUAUCUGGUAAUUUGAACCAAUGCUAUUAGCAUGUAAUUAGACCUUUUGACUCAGCCUUUGCUAUUAAAUCCUCACUACACGCUAUUCUUUUUAUAAAUAUUCUUGCACAUAUUUUCAUAAACUAAUUUAAUUAUAUUUUGAGGGGUUUUGUUUUCAGGUGGCUUCAUUCUUAAUUCCAGUUCCCAGGCCUACAUGGCUACCAAGUUAGCUGUUUUGUGAAACUCACAAAGCUUGUCCUGUGGCUGUUUGGAUAGUGAAAAGAGGCAGGUAGCAGCUACAACGUGUGGGGACUCAUACUCCACGGUUUUGUAAUCUAGUGUGUUGCUGGCCCAUCCCAAGAAUCUCUUGGUGUAGGGGUUCUUGAUAGCAAACUUUCAUCCAGUGGGGUUAGAGGAAACAAAACUCUUUUCUUGACCUAAAACAUAAGUUAAUGUUAUUGUUAAAAUUAAUUGUUCAGAAAUAAUGUAUUUUUUCUAUCAAGGUAAAAUAUAUUUGGACCAUAAUGCACAAGUCUUAGCUUUCUAAAAUAUGCUUAUGAAAUGUAAUUAACUGUUGUAUUAGAAGAAACAAUGAGAAUGUAGACUCUCUUUAAAAACAUAAUAUUUAUAAAAGAAGGCCAGUAUCCGGUGUGAAAAAGUUGUCUAUAUUGAAGGGGUGUUUUUAACAAAGAUGUCUUCCACAGAGAGACAGACUUUUGUGGUUUCCCUGUUACUCAUGCAGCUGCAAAUAAAGCACAACAGUGAGGGGGUUGCUGCCAGCAUGAAGGGCUUCCCACAGGUUUUCCUCCCAGCGAAACUCCCCUUCCUGGGCUUAAACUGUCAGAGAUCAUUGCACUAUUUAAAAAAAAACUCCAGCACCUCAGUUUGAAGAAUAUUGUUAUAUUGAUAUACUUUUAUACCUAUGGGUUAGCAUGUUUUAUGAAUUCCCAUUUUUAAAAAGUCUCUAGUCUCCUCUCUUGGAAAGGUAUGUAUCUUGUGCAUGGGAAGAGGCUAGAGAGUUACUUUUAAAAAAUGAAAGCUGAGAAUCCAGAGAACCUGCUACACCUCUUAGUAUAACAAUAUACUAGUGCUGAUUUUAAAAAAUUAAGGGGAGAGGAGAAGAAAUGGCUGCCAUGGUACAGAGUUGGGGAAAAUGACUGUGAAGCGGACAAAAAAAUGUCUAAUUUUCCCUUUCCACCAUACAGCAGCCAUCCAGGUUUUACUACAACUUUUCCCAAAAACUUUGGAGCAAAGCAGGUUUGGAGAAAGGUCAGAGAAAUACCUGAGGGCGCACACAUGCACCACGAUGCUAUGCAGAAGCAAGGGAAAACACUUUUCCAAAAAGUUUUGAAUUUGGAGCAGGUAACCUGUGUGGAAGACAAAGUGAAUGUGUUAUAUAAUGAUUUUUAAUCCCACAAUUUUUAAAACAUUCUUAGAACCAGAACAAUGUUUUAAGAAAUGUCAUCACUAUUUGACUUCAAUUGUAAGAUUUGUAAAUCUAUCAGUACAGUCUUCUUUUGUACUCAAAGCAGAUAAAUGUUUCUAUUGUGUAUGAAAAAAUGUAUUUUAUAAUCUUCAGACAUUUGAUAUAGCUGAGUUUUUUUAUUUAAAGUACUUAAAAUCUUUGUAUUUUGUAGAUCACAGUUUACAAAAACUUGGAAUAUUAAAUAGAAUCUUGUCUUUAAAAUCUGUUUUUUAUUUGUUUAAAAAGUCAAGUCAGUCAUUGUUAAACCAUACAAAGCCAAGGUCCAUUUCAGUUCCCAAAGUAUAGUCUAGAUCCUUUUGCCCAGAUAGAUGCAUCUUCCUGUCUUACUCCAGAAAAUUCAAACUGGUUUUAUAUCAGAGAUUAUAUAAUUAGUAAAGGCUAUCAUCCUGUACACUUUCAUAGAGGAAAUAAAUGGUAUAGAUUUGAA
Messenger RNA from Sphaerodactylus townsendi, 4638 nucleotides. It is a transcript of the gene LG08H10orf143, whose product is annotated as linkage group 08 C10orf143 homolog. Bases 72 to 416 code for a protein of 114 amino acids. NCBI's taxonomy places the organism in Eukaryota, Metazoa, Chordata, Lepidosauria, Squamata, Sphaerodactylidae. The transcript has 4 exons. The record is from RefSeq and is a predicted model, not a curated record.